AUGCAGGGAACAAGCAUGGCAUCGUUUUCGCAGACGCCCAGAAUCUCGGGAUCGGUCAUUCCUACUCCGCCUACGCCUGGCACGGCACAACCGCGGAUUAGCCACAUCCGCGGGCGCAAACGGAAGCAAGGGGCGCUCACAUGCGAGCAAAGUCAACAGCAGCAAGGAGCAGCCUGUGCGGGAGUCGGGCAAGACUGCGAGCGUCAACAUGCCACGAACGCUUCCUUUUGCAAUCGCAACGGCCAGCCAAUCGCGGCAUCGACGAGCCAACCGAAUGCACAAACUUUCGCUGGAUGGAGCGGCGCGGACGACGUCGGAUGGUUUACGCCGAGUGGUGCGGCCCCGAUGGGUCAGAGCACCAUGGCAGGGGACCAGAAGCACGAUACCACAGGGACAUUCCAAAAGGCCGCGAAUCCACCUCCACAUACGCCACCGCCACGCGCUACCGGCCCUGCCGCCCCCGCUGAAGCUGCCGGAGCAUUGGGCACAGCCUCGGCCGCGCAGCGCGCGUCUACCUUCACCGCUGCGGGUCCCUGCACUCCUCGUCGCUCCGUGUCGCUCAGGUCCGUGCAACCCUGCACUCCGCGCGACGCCAUCAGCGACAGCGUCGCCUCGCCCGUCCACGUGCCGCCGUCGCCCCUCGCUACCCCCGCCCCCGUGACGCCCACCGUCGCCUCCCAUUCCGCCUCCGUCGCAGCGCCAGAAGCUUUGGCGGAGAAGAUCGGUGCUGCAAUGGGUGGUGGUGUGGCGGAGAAAGUGGUUUUCCAGGCGACUCAGACGGCCGCGGCCGCGGGUGCUGACGUGGGGGCGCGAGGCAAGGGGAGGAAGCGAAACGGGAAGUCGAGGCGUGCGACGGAGAAGAGAAUCCAAGAGGAGUGCGCGGAUGACGAGAAAAACGGCGCCGCAGCUGAAGCAGCGAAGAUAGCACGGUCAUCGGGCUCCGCCCCGCUGCGGCAGCCUCGCUCCGGAAAGGACGGCGGAGGUGGCAGCGGAAAGGCGAGCAGCAGCGGAGGCGACAGAGCGGGCGGUGGCACUCGCAGCGAUCGCGACGGCGCGAGCGAGCGCGAGUUGAAACGGCCGCGAUUCCAGGCGUGGCAGAUCGACUUCCUGGAGGAGAGCUUCCUUGCGGACUACACGCUGGAGCCCGACCGCAAGCGCGCGCUGGCGGCGGAGCUGGGCGUGCAGCCGCGGCAGGUGGCGGUGUGGUUCCAGAACCGGCGCGUGCGGUGGAAGUCGCGACAGAAGGAGGCGGACCUGGACUCGCUGAAAGGCGCGUACGACGAGCUGGAGGACGACUGCGAGUCGCUGCGCUCCGAGUACGAACUGCUCAAGGGCGACUACGAGGAGCUUCUCGCCGAGAAUUCCGGACUCUACUCCAAGGUACUAUGCGCGCCGGGUGUGCUGCAGGGUGGUGCGUCCAUGUUCAGUACUUUGGCUUCGAAUUUUCUCGGAGAAGAGAAGGACGCAGCGGGUAAUCCAGUUACUAAUCCUGCCGUUCCUUUCUCUGUCUCUAAUGUUUUUCGUUUACAGAUUCUGUUGCUCACGCGGCUGGUGGCGAUGCGGGAUCAGGGCGUGGAGCAGGCGCAGAGCGAGCAGCGAGACGGCCACUCUGGGGCCGUGGCAGGCACGGCGGAGAGGAAGGCGCGCGAGAGUCGCGCAGAGGGCGGCGCGGGCGUGGCGGGCAGCGAGUGCGAGCGGUCACCCAUGCAUAGCAGCGGCGGCAGCAAGGCCAUGCAACAGGCGCUGAGUGCGGGGAGCGCAGGGAGGGUGGAGUGGGAGAAGCAAGCAUGGAAUGAAGAUGACGGCAAGGACGAGCGGGAGACUGGACGGAGCGGCACCCGUGCUGCCACCAACACUGCAAGCACGGGCAUACGGACCAGGGAGGGUGGGAUGCGCAGAGGUACGACACUAUCCCCUCUUGUGCUUCCUCCGAGCGCCAUGGACCUGCCCCUGCCGAGCCCGCUAUCUGCUCUUCCUGCGGCGUUCCAUGCAGACGCAGCAACCACACAGUCUGACGCCGCAGGCUUUGAGCCGGUCAGUGGAGGGAAGGACAUCACCGGCCAUGGCAUGCAGGCUGACAGCCCCCCCAGUGGCGGUGUUGCGGUGCUGUGCGCGGACUUUCUCCCAGCUACACAGCACUCUGGUGAGCAAGCUGCAGGCAUGGCGGCAUUGUCACGGCAAGGCACACUGCCCAUGGGCAUGGAGGGCACGUUCGACGCCUUCACAUCGCUCCUCACCGCUCCCGAUGAACUCGCCUGCGAGCCCUACUGGCCUCAUGCUGCCAGUCCAGGCACUCAUACUGCCCAUCCUGAUCCAUCGCCUCCUUCCGCUCACGCUCAAGGUGUUGGGCCUGCUGGGGCUGCUGGGCCUGCUGGAUCAUUCACUCCUUUGGCACCAGCACCUGCUGGAGAGGGUGAUAUGGCGCAGGCGUUUUACCCAGCAGCCGGCAAUUUACAGAUUGAAGAGAGGAUCGGGGCGCAGCAGUGGGAGGGAGCACCUGCGCAGGAGGCCCCAUUGAUGGACAAUGGUGAAUCACGGAAAGCGGGAGAUGGAGUUGCAUUGACAAUCAGCGACCCAGCUCUCCAUGCAGACCCCAACGUCCACCUAACUUCACCAUCUCUUCCUUCACCUCUGUCAGCAUCAACACCUUUAGCCUACUUGCCCGAGCCUGAGCCUUUUUCGCUGCCCGCUUUGCCAGCAGCUGCCACCUCGCAGGCGUUCCAAGCCACAAUAGCCAUGCCUUUCACCAAUGGCGAACCUGGCAGCCCAAGCCGUGGCAUGCUGGCAAUGGCUGCCGCUUAUGCUUCCCCCACUCGAGACAUCCCAGCUUCAGAGGGCCAUCACCACGACCUGCAGCUGCCCCACAGCAUGCCAUCUGGUGACGGUUCAGCUCGUAAAGGUACUGGUAUAGCUGCCUUUUCUCCUUGCACGGGCACACAGGGUAGUGGGAGCAUGGCGUACCUGCCGUUGGGGAUGCACGAUGAUGUGCUUACACCCGUGGACAUGCUUCCCCAUACCCGUUACACAAGCAAUUCCGAGGCGGAAGGCGCUGGGCCGUCUCAAUGGCACCAAUCUUUCAACAGUCAAGGCAUACCACCAAUAAACCCCGUGAACGCCCACGGUGGGCCAUAUUUACCUGCUGUUAUGAGCAAGCAGCAACAGCAACAGGAGGAGGCGGGGACUGAAAUCCACUGCAGAGAUGCAGCCAUGCAACCAUUGGCUAAAGGCCAGAUGUGGGAGGCAAUCGGACGUGCAUCAAACUGCACCCCUUCAGUUGAAACCGUCCACAAGAACAACGCUGGUAUGAUGGAGGGGGGUCAUGAGCAGAUAAUCCCACCAGCAACUGUGCAGAUUAUAGGUAGAGAAGAAGGCAAUGGCUUCAGGGAGGGGAUGGGUGAAGAGAUGAUGUUGAACAAUUG
This is a messenger RNA of Closterium sp. NIES-65, 3419 nucleotides long. The record is from the annotation of a GenBank genome assembly. NCBI's taxonomy places the organism in Eukaryota, Viridiplantae, Streptophyta, Zygnematophyceae, Desmidiales, Closteriaceae.